This is a messenger RNA of Sceloporus undulatus (fence lizard), 1483 nucleotides long. RefSeq names its product matrix metalloproteinase-23-like. Gene Ontology annotation, cellular component: extracellular matrix. The transcript has 8 exons. The record is from RefSeq and is a predicted model, not a curated record. Gene Ontology annotation, molecular function: zinc ion binding; metalloendopeptidase activity. Gene Ontology annotation, biological process: proteolysis; collagen catabolic process; extracellular matrix organization. Bases 88 to 1230 code for a protein of 380 amino acids. Lineage: Eukaryota; Metazoa; Chordata; Lepidosauria; Squamata; Phrynosomatidae.
UCUGCUAGGUGGGUUUUGGAGGCACAAAGGAAUACCGUGAGAAGGAGACGUCUGGCCCUUGGGGAAAGGACCAAUCUGGCCCCAGUCAUGAAGCCAGGGCCCCUUCUGGGCUCCAAGAUGUCCACCUGGAACUGGGAGCCAGUGGCUCUAGCAGCCCUCUUCUUUCUCCUCUCUGCAGUUCUAUGGAGUCUGCAAAACACUGACCAAAAGGCAGAAGAGCCGACUUGGUCCAUUGCAGGGCCUUCUGCUGUCUGUCCAUCCAAAGGCAUGGCCAGGAGGAGGCGCUACGCCAUCAACCCUCUGGGCUAUAAGUGGGACCAUGUGAACCUGACCUAUAAGAUUGUGCGUUUCCCCAGCACCCUCAACAAGGGAGACACAGAGCGUGCCAUCGCCAGCGCUUUCCGCAUGUGGAGCGACGUUUCGCCACUCAGCUUCCGGCGCUUGGCUCUCACGCAGCCGGCAGACAUCACCAUAGGUUUCUACACCUUCAACCACACCGACUGCUGGUUCUCCCCCUUGCAUCCUUGCUUUGAUGGGCUCAACGGAGAGCUGGCACAUGCCUUCCUCCCUCCCCGGGGCGAGAUCCACUUUGAUAACCAUGAAUUUUGGAUCCUGGGACGCUCCCGCUUCAGCUGGAAACAAGGCGUCUGGCUAAAUGACUUGGUCCAGGUAGCAGCUCAUGAGAUUGGCCAUGCCUUGGGCCUGUGGCACUCCAGGGAUGUCCGUGCCCUCAUGCACCCCAAUGCCACCUACAGCAGGACAUGGCAGAUUAGCCAGGAUGAUGUUUGGGCUAUCCAGCGUCUCUACGGCUGCGUGGAUGAGAAGAAACAAUGUCAGCCCUGGGCCCAGCAGGGUUUCUGCACACGUCGGCAGGCCUUCAUGAAGAAGCACUGCCCCAGGAUCUGCAAUGCCUGUUUUGAACGCCCUGCGACCGCCAGCUCCACCUUGUCUCCAUCAGCCUUGCCUUCUCUGGAUCACACCAGACACAUCUCCAAGGGCAGGGUCCUCUCCUUCCGUUGCGGGUUCAACUCUUCCAGACCACAUUUGAAAGUCAGCUGGUAUAAAGAUGGAGAGCCUCUCUCUCGCUCUGUUCCAGGAUUUGAGCUGCUUCCCAGCCAGGAUCUCCGCAUCGUUGCCACAGAGUUCAGCGAAGGGCGAUAUGCCUGCAUGGUGCGCCGGGGGAUCAGGACUCUCUGGGUUAAGUCCUGGCAGAUAAAGCUCAAGGACUGAAGUCGGUUUCCUUUUGCACUGGAAUCAUGAAAGGCAACUGUGAGAGACAACAAACUGAAGCUGGUUUGCAAGGGAAGGCAGGGCAGGAGGACCUGUUGCGUUGACUUGUAACGCAAGUCCAAAAGGUGCACACUCGGUUGUCUGACUAUGGCAGUGCAGUUGUCCCUCCACAUUUGCAGCUUUGACUAUUUGCGGUUUUGAUUUCUAUGUUCUCUCUAGGAAUCUCAAGGUGCUCCAGCGCAACUCUGCCAGA